CCGGGGCCGGGGCCGGGGCCGGGGCCGGUGGCGGCGGCCCCCAACAGUGGCUUUCGCCCGCCUGUGCUGCAAGCGGUCCCGGACGGGGCGUCCCGGGGACCGCCGCUGCGGGCACUCGGCCCCCGAGCCCUGCCGGCCACGGAGCAGGGUGCGUGGCCCUGCGGGGAGCAAUCCCACCGGGGUUUGCCGGCAGAGCACGGAACAAAGAGGGGUGCUGGGGACCGCCGCCUCCGCGUGCGCGGAGGGCUGGCGCCGCUCAGCGCGGCUCGGAGGGCUCGGUCCGCUGCAUCAGAGCCGCCGACACACCGCAACGCAGUCACAGGGCUGCACGGCGGCCCGCCGGCCUCCUGCAAGAGCAAGCGCUAAAAAAUAAAAUUAAGAGAGGACGCGAGCACGGAGUCAAGCGGCAGCCCUCCGCAUCGGAAUCGGCGGGGGGGGGGGGGGGGGAGGGUGCAAGCCCCCGCCGCCCCCUGCCCUAGCUGCGCGUCCCUCGCCGCUCUCCCCGGCCGGGAGCCGACCGGAGGGCGGGCUGCGGCCCCCCCGCCCCCCCCGUGCCACGCAGGGGGUGGAGGGCGGGGAGGCCGGCCUCACCGCCCCCGGGCCGAGCCGGGGGUCGUACUCUCCCCCCCCCCCCCCCCCCCCACCGCCACCCGCGGCGGGCCGGCGGGCCGCCCCCCGUCCCCCCGCCCGCCGCGGCUCCCAUCCAUAAUUAAUCGCCUCCCCGCAGCCGCCGCGAUAAGAGAGGGCGGGCGGGGACGAGGAGGCGGCGGCGGCCGGGAGGCGGGGGGGGGGGAGCGUGUGCGCUCGCCGCGCCCGGCUCACUGCGGCCGGCGGCUGCCUGCCGUGCGGAGCGGAGCGGAGCCCAGCCGCCCCGUCGGGGAGCGCCGCGCUCGCAUGGCCGCGCCGCGCCGCGCCGCCGCCGCCGCCGCGGGGCCGGGGGGGGCCGCGGGAGGAGGAUGAGGCGGGCGGCGGGGCGGCGGCGGCGGCGGCGGCGCGGAGGAUGAAGUGGAGCGUGCGGGGAGCCUGCGCCGCGCUCUCCAGCUGCCUCCUGCUCGCCUGCGCCCUCAGCGCCGCCGCCGUGGGCCUCAAGUGCUUCUCGCUGGGCUCCGAGCUCAAGGGCGAGCCCUUCCGCCUGGGCACCGCCGCCGGCGCCUUCUACUCGGGGCUGCUACUGGCCGCCGGCCUCUCGCUGCUCGCCGCCGCGCUGCUCUGCUGCCGCCCGCCCGACGAGGCGCCCGCGGCGCCGGCGCCGGCCUCGGACCCGACCCCGGCCUCGGCCCUGGGCCCGGCCGGGGACCCGGACCCGACGGGCGGCGGCCCCGGCGGGGGGGAGGCGGCGGCCGCGCCGUCGGGGCCGGUGGAGAAGGCGCCGCCCGGGGGGCGGCAGAACUUCCUGCUGCUGGGGGUGCUGGUGUUCAUGCUGGGCGUGCUGAGCGCCUUCGCCGGCGCCGUCAUCGACGGCGACACCGUGUCGCUGGUGGAGAGGAAGUACUCGCACUACUGCUUGCUGCAGCCCGGCGGCGCGGCCCGCCCGCGGAGCGGCCCCGCGGCCCCCGACGGCUCCGCCGCGGCGCUCCGCUGCCAGAAGCUGCGGGACUAUCAGCAAGGCUUGGUACUCUCCACCGUCUUCAACGCGCUGGAGUGCCUCCUGGGCCUGCUCAACCUGCUCCUCGUCAAGAACUACAAGGCCUCGCAGCAGCGCGGGCGGCGGCGGCGGCGGCGGAGAGCGGCCCCGGCGGCGGCGGCGGCGGCAGGCGGGCGGCGGCGGCGGCGGCGCGGCGGCGGCGGCGGCAGCAGCGGCGGUGGGCGGCGGGCGCCGCGCCACAGCCAGGGCUCCCUCUUCUCCGGCGGCGAGCCCGAGCUCAGCCCCGGGGAUUGCCCCUUCCAGGCCGUCUCCUACAUCAACGUGGGCGUCUUCCACGUCUUCGACGAGGCCGGCGUGGAGGUGCACUGCGGCGGGCAUCCCUCCGUCGAGCUGCCCGGCUACUCGCCCAUGGACCCCGAGCUCAACGCCUCCUACCCCUACUGCUACCCGCUGCCCAGCGAGCAGCCCCCCGCCUACGAGGAGAUCUACCCCGGGGAGCCCUGCGCUCACAGCACCUAGCGCCGACCGCCGGCGGGACGCCCGGCUCCCUGCCCGGCCCCCGGCCCGCCGUGACAGCCGGGAGCGGGAGCGGGACCAGGCGCCGGACCGGGACCGGGACCGGGACGGGGACCUACAGCGCCUCGCAGCCGCGGGGCUCGGGGGCAGCCCUCGCACCACCGACGGGAUGGCCCCGCCGCCGCGGGCGCAGCGGGCCGCGGGCGGGGCGCCGCCGUGCCUCUGGCUCUGCGGAAGCUUCUCCUCCCUCCCUCCCUGCUGUCCCCUUCCUUUACCCCCUUCCUUCCCUCCCUCCCACCGACCCUCCGUCCGUCCGUCUGUCCCUCCGCCGGCGGCAGAAUUUUACAAAGGCUGCGCAAGAAACGCCUGAGGGUUGGUUCCUCCCGCCGCCUCUCCUCCGUAGCCAAGUUUAGUUCCCUUCAAGUGAUUCAUCAGUCUCCAGCUUUAGCAGUCCAGAGUUACCCAUUUAUGAUAACCAGCCAGUGUAAGGAAAAGGUGUCAUGAAGCUUCUUUACCUCUCAAAAGAGCUAAAUUUCUAAACAACGCAGAGACAUUUGUGUCACGUUUACUAGAGGUGUAUUGGGGAUCUUUAACGUUUACACUACUCCUUGGGAGAAUUGAGUUCUGUUUUAAGAUUUAGUGAGUUAAAACAUUCGUUGGUCUUGUAAGAUGCACAUUGAGAAAAACCUGCACUUUGAAAAAGAAACAGGAAAAAAAAUCAACGUUUUUGUACACUAACGUGCCUGCUUUUGUUGAUAACUUCUUACUGUAAAAGCUUUCAGAAGUCUAUAGUGAAAAUGUUUGGUAAAUUCACUGCAGUUUAAAAUUGAUGAUUAGUUCCUUUACUAAAACAACUGAGAUGUUGCUAGGAUAUGGCAGUUAAAAGGAAGUUCAAAUGUCAUACACAUUCCUUUUUGUAAACAGGUUCUGUGUUUUUAAUGCAAGGCAGGAUUUCUUUUUGGUUUACACAGGUGAAGGGUUUAAUUCUAUUUUGUACAACUACAUGGUUUACCUUGUAAAGAGUUCCAUUUUACCUGUUACAGUUCAUCAAUCUGGUAAGCUUGAAUAUUAAAAGUUUUAUUUGAAAUAUAUAUAUAUUGUAAAACAGCCUUAACUGGUGCAGUGGUCACAGUUUUAAAGGGGAAAAAAAAGAGAUAAACCAUCUUGGAAGACAUCUUCCAAAUGUGUUUUCAAAACAGUAUUUAUACUCCUAUUACAAAGCAAGAAUUUUCUUUUGUGUUUAAAAAAAAAAAAAGAGGCCACUAAUUCCUGAAAGGGGGGCGGGGGGGGGGGAAGACAAUAACGGGAUUGUAUGCUGUUAACUCUUUCUUAACUUAGAGGUAUUAAAAAGGCUUUCUGCAAAGAGAAAAACUGCUAAAUCCUCCUUUUGGAUUCUGUUGUGGAAUGCCAGUACCAGAUAGUUUAAGAAAGUGCUAAUUAAAGAGAAGCAGGUAUGGCAUAUUUUAGUACAUCAUUCAAGAACAGGUAAAGGCUUAAUUUCAUGUGGCACAAAGAACCAAAAAGCAACUCUUCAGAUUGCAUUUGGUUCAGUAUCCCCUCCCCCAGUUAUGGCAUACCGAAAUGAAAUGUUACAAAAUAACCUUUCUGUUAAUCCUGUGUUUGGAGCCUGCUGCAUAAUGCCAGUCUAUCAGCUACCCAGAGAGAGAGAGAGAGUUAAGGGAAUGCAAAGUUACAGUGUAUUUCUGUGGUUGAUGGAAAAUUAUUUUUAAAUUUCUAGCUGCAGAGAGACUGACGUAAUUUACAGCCUUAGAAUUGGAGGGAGAAGAUUUUAGCCUAAAAAUAUUGAAAUCUCUCUGCACUGUUUUGUUUUCUAAAGUGUUUUGACUUGCACACUUUGUAUAAUCUAAAAUGCAGAAUGCCUGAGAAGUCUUAAAAUUGCAAACCGAUGUCUGUGAAGCUCACAAUUAAAGCUCUAAUCUAGAGAAGACAGUUAAAAGCAGCAGUUGCCAAUUUGCCAAGUAGUUCCAAAUAGCAGAAAUUUAAAAUACAGCUCUUUCUGGCCAGCAGAUUUCCUUGUGCGGAAUGCCAGCCUAAAAUAUAUGCCCUAGCUAAGUCCCGUUUUAGUAUGGAAGAUUGGUUUUAUGCUGGCUCUCUGCAGAUGCACCUCCUUAACCCCUUAGGGGAAGUGAUUGGGAAGUCCUGUAGUCUUUACCUAUCCCAUAAAUAGUCACAAAACCUAUCCCAUAACAUACUGUAUUGCUCAUACAGCCAAGAUUUUGCAAAAUGAGUAACUAAAGCAAGGAGGCUAAAUCCUUAUGUAGGUCUCCAAUUAGAUGAGUUUAUGAGACAGCAUAGUACCCUGUACUGGAUUAAAUGGGAACUGCUAGGCUGCAGGGUGAUUUUGAGAAACAGACCAGCUAGGUGCCUAAAUACAGAUGCAGAAGUGUAGUAAUAGUUGUUGGCUUUAAAAAAAUUGGCUAUAUACAUUGUAGUUCAUGGACGUUGUAUCUUAAUUUUACUUAAGGAAUUGAUUUUUGACAUAAAAAGACAGUAUUUUACGUGAGACUAUUUUAGGAAUUUUGAACUAGACAAUUCUGAAACUCCAGAUGUUCCAAAGAUCAGUGCUCAGGGAAAUAAACGGAAAGUCAAGAAAGCUACCUAUUAUACUCAAUUGUUUAAAUGUAAGAAAUUUUAAACUAUGAAUUUUUAAGAUUGUUAAAUUCAUAACUUUUUUUUGUGUGUGUGUGUGUGUACGUACAUGCAUGUGUAAGUGUGUUUGUGUUUUAUUUAAGUCUGUUCAGAAUACCAUUGAAUUAGGAUAUUUAUUUGUGGCUCAGUUUUAGUUCCCAAAUUCCUACUUUUCUUCAUUUGGGCUUUUAUCCCCUGUAAUAGUUUAAUUUAGUGGUGGACAGAUUGCCAGAAUAACGUCCAAGCUGGACUCCCACAGAAGCCAGUAGGCGUCAUUUCAUUGACUUCAUUGGGUCUGGGCACAAAUGAUAUGUAACACCUACUCUAAAUAAUCUUUAAAGUAAUAUUGAUCUUCUGGCAUGACAGGAUGCAGCAGUGGCAUAUUAUUUCUCAGUUAUUUAUUAUUUGUAUGGACAGCAGUAUUAAGGGAGGUCACCUAUGGUUACACACGGUUUUUAAAAAACAGGAAAAAAAAAAAAAUUGGCAGCCAAAUUGACCAAACAAGCCAUGUUUUCUUAAAGAUGGUAUACAAGUGUUUCAGGUAUCUGGUGACUACCUUUUCUGAUAAAACACCACAUGUAUUUAUUUCUCAGUGAGAAGAAACUUAUAAAUACAGGAUACAAGAUGAAGCUUCACAAGCAUGAUUGCAGUGUUGUGAAGCCAUUUUUAGUAAACCUGAAUCAUCACUCUAUCUUCUGAGCAAUAAUGUUAGAGUGUAUAAACUGUACUGUGCCGAAAUUGAAAAUAGGCUGGUGUGGGAAGCAUCAGAGCGUACAUUAAUUACCUGAGAGGACUCAUACUGUCCCUUUAUUUUCCAUUCCCUGUCACAUGAUUGUCGAGGUGAAUGCAAGCCUGAUCGAUUCAUGUCACUGGAGGACGUUAACUGCAAGGCUUUUGCCUUAAGUAGCAAAACCAGGGGGAACGGAAGAGAAUCAUGUAUGUGCUGUCAAAUCUCCAUUUUGCUUAGCUGAAGUAAUGACAAGACUGCUUUUUGUCCCAUGGCUUUUUUAAAUUUGCUUACAGCUUUACUCGCAUCUGUUCCAAGGGAGAGAAGAACAGACACAAUACUGCUGUUUUGGUCACAGUGAAGGAAGUACUGACUUGGUAGCAGUCUGCUCGCAGCUUUCCUGUCCCUUUUGCAGGUAAUAGCGGCUAGUCAAGGGAUGAAACAGUGGAAAAUCUAGUCUGCUGUCUUUGAUGCGACAGGAUUUGCCUUCAUGUGGAAAAAAUGUAUUCCCACCAGCCUAUUAGCAAUUCACAUGAAUUAUUUUCACACUCCAACAUCCUUGCUUAAAUCUGUUACUUAUACUUUGCAUUGUAAUUGACAGACAGAAUAUAUGUGAAUCUAAAAACAGGAAAAAAUGAUGUUAGAGGGAAAUUGUAUGGAAGUAGUACAGAUUUCACUCAAAAGUUUGAUUUCACUGUAGGACUUCUUUGGUUCACCAAAAAGCGCUAUGGUGGCUGGUAUAACUUAGAUAUAUUUCAGACAUACUGUUUAAUCAUCAGAAAAGGUUUCUGAAUGUUCACAUGAGAACGGCAAUCUGUUUCUGCUUUUGGACAUAGUACAUAUGAAAACCUUUUCUUCAUUUUGCCAUUUAAUCCAAGAUUGAUCCUCAAGAAAAUGUCAGUAAUUGAUCUUGUAAUUUUAGGAUCAAUAAAAUACGUUUUAAAGCACAGCA
Messenger RNA from Aquila chrysaetos chrysaetos, 6429 nucleotides. It is a transcript of the gene TMEM271, whose product is annotated as transmembrane protein 271. NCBI's taxonomy places the organism in Eukaryota, Metazoa, Chordata, Aves, Accipitriformes, Accipitridae. The record is from RefSeq and is a predicted model, not a curated record.